Labeo rohita (rohu) is the source of this 1316-nucleotide messenger RNA. RefSeq names its product histone H1. The record is from RefSeq and is a predicted model, not a curated record. NCBI's taxonomy places the organism in Eukaryota, Metazoa, Chordata, Actinopteri, Cypriniformes, Cyprinidae. Bases 72 to 674 code for a protein of 200 amino acids. Gene Ontology annotation, molecular function: DNA binding; structural constituent of chromatin. Gene Ontology annotation, biological process: nucleosome assembly. The transcript has a single exon. Gene Ontology annotation, cellular component: nucleosome.
CUGUUGGAUGUAAACAUUGUUUGUUUGACAGCUCUGUACUACGUGACAUCAGCUCCAAGUUUCCUGAAACUAUGGCAGAAACUGCUCCUGCUCCCGCGGCUGCUCCGGCCAAAGCCCCGAAGAAGAAGGCGGCAAAGGCGAAGAAGCCUGGACCAAGCGUGUCUGACCUUAUCGUAAAAGCGGUUGCCGCUUCCAACGAGCGCAAAGGAGUUUCCCUGGCGGCUCUGAAGAAGGCUUUGGCAGGUGGUGGAUAUGACGUUGAGAAAAACAACUCCCGCGUCAAGAUUGCUUUGAAAUCCCUGGUGAAAAAGGGGGCGCUUGUUCAAACUAAAGGCACCGGGGCAUCUGGAUCUUUCAAGGUGAGCAAGAAACCAGCCACCAAGAAGCCCGUCAAGAAAGUUGUGGCGAAACCGAAGAAACCAGCCGCGAAGAAAGCGGCGGUCAAGGCGGCGAAGCCCAAGAAGGCAGCAGUAAAGAAACCUGCCCCGAAGAAGUCUCCCAAGAAAGUGAAGAAACCGGCUGCGCCCAAGAAAGCCGCCAAAAGCCCGAAGAAAGUGAAGAAACCGGCGGUGAAGAAAGUUGCAAAGAGUCCUAAGAAGGUCAAAGCAGUGAAGCCUAAAGCCGCAAAGCCCAAGGCUACCAAGGCGAAGAAGACGGCCGCUAAGAAGAAGUAGACUGCCAGACCACACUCCAUAAACCAAAGGCUCUUGUAAGAGCCACCCCAUCUUCACAGAAGUGCAAAUGUUCCUAAUGCACGUAAGAAGGCUGAUGCCUUUUUAAUAGACUGAGACAAUGAGUUUUGGGGUGGGAUGUGACACUUUUUUGAGCUGUUUUGUUACUUGUGGCUUCUAAAUAUCACCAGCGCGAACGGGCAGCAUAAAUAACUGUGCUGUGGAAGACUUUUAUCAAGAUCGGUUUGUAUAAACAUAUGACAGUCUCUACCUCCGUACCUGAUGCACAAAGCCGAUUACUUGGUGUAGAUUUUCAAUCCUUCACAGAUUAGACAGACAGAAGAGUCCGCUGGUUGGAAAGUGUCCAAAAUGUGCAUACAUAUAAAUACGGCUUGUUUAAAGUUCGUCGCGUGCGAGCGUGUGACUAAACAGGAUGAGUGUGUUUUAUCACAAUGAUUCAUGUUAUAUUUAUAUUUUGUAUUGGAUUAUACUAGACUUUCCUGUAAAUACAGCAAUACAGAACAAACAUUUAAUUUAUUCAUUGUCAAUGGUUUGUUGAAUGUUGCUACUAAAGGCAAUAUACAUUCCAUCAGUUUUUUUUUGUUUUUUUUUGUAUACUAUUGUUCUUAACAUUUACUCAUAAAA